Dendrobium catenatum is the source of this 1418-nucleotide messenger RNA. Its product is annotated as ubiquinol oxidase 1a, mitochondrial. The transcript is spliced from 4 exons. Gene Ontology annotation, cellular component: mitochondrion. Gene Ontology annotation, molecular function: alternative oxidase activity. Bases 133 to 1179 code for a protein of 348 amino acids. NCBI's taxonomy places the organism in Eukaryota, Viridiplantae, Streptophyta, Magnoliopsida, Asparagales, Orchidaceae. Gene Ontology annotation, biological process: alternative respiration. The record is from RefSeq and is a predicted model, not a curated record.
AUAAAACCCCAACGCAUUUCCUAUGCUUAAAACCUGCGAAAAAGUUAACAAAAAAAAAAAAAAAAAAAAAGUGCCCUCAAAAUUUCCUGGUUCCGUCAACUUCUGCCCCAAAUCUCUUCUCAAAGCCCAACGAUGAUGCCGUCUCGGGUCGGCGGAUCGAUGAUUCUGGUGCGGCAACUAGGCCUGCGAAUGUCCUCCACAUAUUCGUCGUCCGUGGCGGUGGUGCGCGCGGUUUCCGGUGCUCAGUUCAAUGAUAUGUUGUUUGGAUCCAGAUCAUCCUCCGCCGCAUCGGCAACGAUUGUGAGGUUCUUACCGGUGCGGAUGGCCAGUACAUCCGCAGCCACGGCAUCAGUCGGUGGGAACGAUGAUGAAUCAUCGGAAGGGAAAGCCUCUGCCGCCGCGAAUCCUUCUGAUUCGAAUCAGAUGACGAGCUAUUGGGGCGUCGCGCCUCGCAGGCUCUUCAAGGAGGAUGGGUCCGAGUGGCGAUGGUCCUGCUUUAGGCCAUGGGAUACGUAUAUGUCUGAUACGACGAUCGAUCUUAAGAAGCACCACGCUCCGACUGUGUUUUUGGACAAAAUUGCUUAUUGGAUGGUAAAGCUUCUCCGGGUUCCCACCGACAUAUUCUUCCAGAGGAGAUAUGGUUGCCGGGCGAUGAUGCUGGAAACCGUCGCAGCAGUCCCAGGAAUGGUCGGCGGGAUGCUCCUCCAUCUCCGUUCACUUCGCCGUUUCGAGCACAGUGGCGGGUGGGUUCGCGCCCUGCUCGAGGAAGCCGAGAACGAAAGAAUGCAUCUCAUGACCUUCAUGGAAGUCACACAGCCGCGGUGGUAUGAACGAGCCCUUGUCAUUACAGUGCAGGGAAUUUUCUUCAAUGCUUAUUUCGUGGGCUACCUUUUAUCGCCCAAAUUCGCUCACCGCGUUGUUGGCUACCUUGAAGAGGAGGCUAUCCACUCUUAUACUGAGUUUCUCAAGGAGCUCGACAAUGGUAACAUUGAGAACGUGCCGGCCCCGAUGAUCGCCAAGGACUACUGGCGCCUGCCACCGGACGCAACGCUGCGAGACGUCGUCAUGGUUGUUCGCGCCGACGAGGCUCAUCACCGUGACGUCAACCACUUUGCUUCGGACGUUCAUUAUCAGGGUAUGGACCUGAAGCAGGCACCGGCUCCAGUUGGUUAUCACUAAAUUUGUGACAUUGCAAUCUAUCGCCAUGAACUGUUUUGUAGGGGUAUGUAUAGUUAAGCCGUAUCUAUAAGCAUAUCUAUUGAGUAUCUUGUAAUGUUUGCUAAUAAUGUGGGUAUUGAACUAGUUUUUAUUGCUUAACUUUGCAAACUUCUAUGCCUAUUUAUUAGUUUUUUUUGUUGAUGAUGUGAUGUAGGCACCAACAUUGACUAUUAUUUUUUGGGUGAAAGAUGCUUCUGUUG